GAAUGAAUAUAUCUAUCAUAUUUCUAUUUAUGCACACGAUGUUCAUUGCUGUAAAAAGUGAAUCAAGAUUUAGAUUGAUCUCAGCACAUCGUAAACCUGAAUAUGACAACAAAUACGAAGUAGAGAACGCCAUCGGAGUCUACAAUGUUAGAUUUGUAGAAUGUACUGUAAAAUGUGUAUCAAAUACGCGUUGUUUAUCAUUCUUUUACAACAACCUGACAAGAGUGUGUAUUUUACACUCAGAUCCAUUCACCUAUACUGUGAUGUCCUUCUCAGAGAAAGGGUGGAAAUUUUACCUUUCACAAGAACGUUAUGGUCGCUGUUUGGUCGACUUCUUCUACUACAGAGAACUGGACUUGUGUUAUAAAUUAGAACCUACUAUUCAAAUAUCCGUUGUUCAUGAAGAUUUUGUGUGUCCAGGAAGUGAGCUCAUGCGUAUCGAUUCCAAUGAAAGACAAGAUUAUAUCAAGCUUGUUACAGCUGACAUCGGAAGAGUGUACAGUCAUGGAAUAUGUAUACAAGGUAAAAAGUCACAAGGAAAAUGGACGUACAACGAUGGAUCUACAAUGGAGUAUUUCAGGUGGGACCAAAAUCAACCAAGUGAAUAUUCUAACGUUAUCGCCAUGAUUCGGAACCAGAACUACAAAUGGAGGAAUCCUACUCGUGUUAGCGACCCAUGUACAUAUAUGUGUGAAUAUCGAUCACUGAAUAAUUGAGUUGCUGACGCUAUUCAAGAUAAAAAAAAACUACUUUUCUU
Molecule: messenger RNA, 757 nt
Organism: Mytilus trossulus (common blue mussel)
Lineage: Eukaryota; Metazoa; Mollusca; Bivalvia; Mytilida; Mytilidae
Exons: 3
Coding region: 3-716 (237 amino acids)
Source: RefSeq, a predicted model, not a curated record